Messenger RNA from Sorghum bicolor (sorghum), 1464 nucleotides. RefSeq names its product sphingoid long-chain bases kinase 2, mitochondrial. Gene Ontology annotation, molecular function: ATP binding; kinase activity. Gene Ontology annotation, biological process: protein insertion into mitochondrial inner membrane; phosphorylation; phospholipid biosynthetic process. Gene Ontology annotation, cellular component: TIM22 mitochondrial import inner membrane insertion complex. Bases 222 to 1286 code for a protein of 354 amino acids. The record is from RefSeq and is a predicted model, not a curated record. NCBI's taxonomy places the organism in Eukaryota, Viridiplantae, Streptophyta, Magnoliopsida, Poales, Poaceae. The transcript is spliced from 12 exons.
UAAAGAAGGCAAAUCUUCAUCUCUCAGUUCUGAAAGUUAGUAUCAACAUGGUUAUAGGCGUGCCGGAUUAAAUUCAUGUGUAAACAUACUGGUUGCUGCACAUGAAUCAGGCAAUCAGCACAGCCCGACAAAAUCUGCUUGGUGGCGCAUUUUCACGCCUUCUCGGCUUCUCCAUCCAGAGUCAAGUCUGGAAUCGGGAUAAUUAAGCGGCAAGAGACGCCAUGGCUGCGUCGGCGACGCCGAGGCCGUCGCUGAUCCUCCCGCGUGCCGCCUCGCACUCGCACUCCCAGCCCAGCGCCGUCGGCCUCACCUCCGACCGCGUCGCCGCCUCCCGCCGCCGGCGCGGCGACUUUGUUUUCGUCGUCAAUCCCUCCGGCGCCAAUGGACGCACGGGAAAGCAGUGGAAGCAGCUGCUGCCGCUCCUCCGCACCCGCCUCGCCGAUCAGUGCAACAUUUGCGAGUGCAUCACUUCGGGCCCGUCCCAUGCCAUAGAUGUCACAAGGGAGGCUAUAAAGGAUGGGGCUGAUGCUGUGAUCGCUGUUGGAGGUGAUGGUACGCUUCAUGAGGUGGUGAAUGGUUUCUUUUGUAAAGGAAGUCCAGUGCGUGCUCUCGAUCGAGGGCCUGACCAUUCAACGGCGCUCGGUCUCAUUCCACUUGGAACCGGCUCAGAUUUUGCUCGGACAUUUGGCUGGACAAAUGAUCCUUGUGACGCGAUUGAUCGAAUUGUGAGAGGAGUAAAAUCAAAACUAGACAUAGGCGUGAUGGAGGGUCCAAACAGGGAACCACACUUUUUUGUUAAUGUGGCUGAUAUCCAUUUGAGUGCUAAGGCAGGCUAUUUUGCUUCUAUGUACAAGAGAUUUGGCAACUUAUGCUAUGUAUUUGGAGCUUUAAGAGGCUUUUGGGGACAUAGUAAUCAAGAUAUGAGAAUAAAGGUAAAUGGGGGAGAAUGGGGAACUGUCCAUAAAGUCACUGCCCUGUGCAUAGGAAAUGCCAAGUACUUUGGUGGUGGUAUGAAGAUAACUCCAACAGCUGAUCCAUUUAGUGGCAACCUUGAGGUUGUUAUUCUUCAAGAUUUCAAAUGGUACGACUUUCUUCUGAAGCUACACAGGCUCUAUGGAGGCACACAUCUAUCAGUGAAUGGUGUUUCGUCAAUGAGGGUUCAAUCAAUUGAAGUAGAAGAGGUGACGGGUAGUGGUGGCAUUUUUGUGCAAUCUGAUGGGGAGCAUUUCGGCUUUCUGCCAACCAAAUUUUCAGUUCUUCCUGGUGCAGUUGAUUUCUUCUGCUAGAUCACCAUGCUCUCCCUUCCUAUUGGACUGGCAGAACGAUGCACGAUUCUGUGUCAGAUCAGUGCUUUGAAAUGAUAUGGCAAUCGAGUAGCUGCAUUCAUCGCCACUGUACAUGAGCAAUGUGACGGUCUUGUUUAGUUCACUCAAAAAAUCAAAAACUUUUCAAGAUUUUCCGUCA